UUACUGCGCAUGCGUGAAUAAGUAUUUCCUACCUCAUUGGUGGGAGGAGCGGGAAGCAGCUGUGUGUUGUGGAAGUGUACAUCCGAGGGAGCUGCACACCUCUGUCAUGGGAAGGAGGUAUUUCUGCGACUAUUGUGACCGCUCUUUCCAGGACAAUCUACACAACCGUAAGAAACAUCUCAAUGGAGUGCAACACCAGAAGUGUAAGAAAGUGUGGUAUGACCUGUUCAGAGAGGCUGCUGAAAUCCUUGCAGAAGAGGAAUGUAAGAAAUUAUGCAGACGGUUCCUUCAGACGGGUCAUUGUGACUUUGGUCCUUCCUGCCGAUUUUCACACAUGAGUGCACAGGAUUUGGGUGAACUAAAGGCUAAAGUGGAAACGGAGAGAAAGCUGAAGGAGGAGAAAAACCGACAGAUCCCUCCUUGCAGGGUUGAUGCUUGGCUUAAAGAGAGAGCAGAGAAAGAAAGCGCUCACAGUGAAAGUUCCUCUGCAUCAGAACGUCCCAUCUACCGUCUGCCACCCGGUUGGCCACCGCUUUGUGAGCUGCCACCAUCACUCCAUCCCCCCACACCCGCAGACUGGAGUGAAUCCGAGGAUUUGGAGUGGGGCUGAUGUUGAGGAGCCACCUGCAAACCUUGAAAGAAGAGUAGAAUAUUACUACGGAUACACUUUCAAUGAAAGCUAUUUUGCAAAUAAUAUUUUUAUAUUGAAACCCCUAUUGUUAUUCAUAAAUAGACCCCUCCCAGAAGAUGUUACAAGCCUAAAGUGUGGGAUCAACUUUUUUGUGAACUGACAAAUCCUAACCAUUUUAUUUAUUUAGAACUGCUUCUGUAUAGCACAGCAGCAUCACCAAUAAAUGAGAAAAAUGCAGCCAUUCAAACGUG
This is a messenger RNA of Rana temporaria (common frog), 882 nucleotides long. RefSeq names its product zinc finger matrin-type 5 (gene ZMAT5). Gene Ontology annotation, molecular function: zinc ion binding. The transcript is spliced from 5 exons. The coding region runs from base 107 to 610 and encodes 167 amino acids. Gene Ontology annotation, cellular component: U12-type spliceosomal complex. The record is from RefSeq and is a predicted model, not a curated record. Lineage: Eukaryota; Metazoa; Chordata; Amphibia; Anura; Ranidae.